Zasmidium cellare ATCC 36951 is the source of this 1587-nucleotide messenger RNA. RefSeq lists its product as uncharacterized. The transcript has a single exon. The record is from RefSeq and is a predicted model, not a curated record. Lineage: Eukaryota; Fungi; Ascomycota; Dothideomycetes; Mycosphaerellales; Mycosphaerellaceae. Bases 1 to 1587 code for a protein of 528 amino acids.
AUGUCGUCCUUCGCCAAGAUGAUCUCCCUCGCAGCGCUAGUCGCUACCCUCCUUCCAUUCACUUCAGCCCACAGCUGGGUUGAGGAGUACCAAGUCAUUCAACCUGACGGCUCAUACGUCGGCGCCCGUGGCUACUCUCGUGGCUACCUCUCCCGAACCGACCCAGGCUACAACGGCAACAGCUUGAUGUGGAUGCUACCAGGCCUUAGUGCCCGCAACACUGACGGCACCACUCGUGUGCGCAUCGACAGCUCUGACCCCAUCUGCCACCCAGCUCAAAGGACCUCCAACUACACCUCCGAGUACCCCAAACUCAAGGUUCAGCCUGGUGACUAUGUCGCUAUGAAGUACCUCGAGAACGGCCACGUCUCACUUCCAUGGAACAUCACCGGCAAGCCCCCAGGCACCGGCACUGUCUUCGUUUUUGGCACCACUCAAGCUUCCGAUGAUGAGAAGAUUGUCGAUGUCAUGAACUGGAACAAGGACGGCUCAGGUGGCAACAAGAAGGGUUUCCUCAUGACCGCUCAGAACUUCGAUGACGGCCGCUGCACUCAGAUCAACUGCGGCAACAUCUCCGCUCAGCGCCAGAUGCUCGAGCCAAACCACGUCGCUGGUCAGCCUUCCUCGACCAUUGAGUCCUGGUGUGAGACCGACCUCAAGAUCCCCGAGAAUGUCAAGGCUGGCACUCUCACCACCUACUGGGUCUGGCAAUGGCCAACGGAGCCCAACCGAGACUGCAACACACCCGCCGGCAAAGAUGAGUACUACACCACCUGCGCCGACUUUGACGUUGUCGACUCCGGCGGCACCUCCAACAAAGCCGCAGCUCCCUUCUCCGCCUCCGCCGGCGAGAACCCCCAAUCCGUUGCAGUCAAGACCUUCAAGUCUCGCACGGCGUACACCAACCAACCCACCUUCGUCGCCAUGUCGAACAACAAGCUCGUCGGCGACCUCGCCACCGUCAACAAGGCCUUCGUCAGCUCCUGCAGCACCCAAGCUAGCGUCAUCUCCGCCAACAAUCUCGGCAUGUGGCCUCAAGUCUACGUCCCCAACACCUGCGACGUCGUCUCCACCUUCGGCCCCGCCGCUGCUUCUGCCGCCGCUGCCAAAUUCGGCCAGGCUGCGAGCUCAUACUCCGCACAAGCCACCGCCGCAUGGAGUGCCGCAUUCGCCAAAGCUAACAUGGCCGUCCCCUCCCGCGCUCCAUGGUCCCGAGCCCCACAGACCGGCGGUGCGCAGAUGACCGCCACGAGCGCACCAGCAGCAACAUCAGCUCCAAGCAACUACUCAGCACCCGCCGCCGCGCCCUCCGCAGCACCCUCAUCCUCUUCAGCCGCUGCCGCACCACCAGCACCAGCCCCUUCAAACGGCGCAAUCACCUCCCUCUACACCGUCACCACAAUCCUCACCCUCACAUCCACCCUCCCACCAGGCCAAGCCGCGCCCUCUCAACCGGCUGCUCCCGCCGCACCAGCAGACACCCUCUCAACCAUCACGACCGUCGGCUCCGCCGCCGCUGCGAUUCCCUCGAUCGCGGGCAAUGGCACGUUAGCAUACAGACGGCAUGCGAGGGAUGUUACUUGCUAA